Micropterus dolomieu (smallmouth bass) is the source of this 5896-nucleotide messenger RNA. RefSeq names its product peroxisome proliferator-activated receptor gamma, coactivator 1 beta (gene ppargc1b). Bases 331 to 3123 code for a protein of 930 amino acids. The transcript is spliced from 12 exons. Lineage: Eukaryota; Metazoa; Chordata; Actinopteri; Centrarchiformes; Centrarchidae. Gene Ontology annotation, molecular function: nucleic acid binding; transcription factor binding. Gene Ontology annotation, biological process: positive regulation of transcription by RNA polymerase II. The record is from RefSeq and is a predicted model, not a curated record. Gene Ontology annotation, cellular component: nucleus.
AAUACCUUCAUAUUUGACAUUUAACACUUAUAAUUUCAAGUAUUUUUUUGUUAAACUUUAAAAUCAUUUGUUUUAGUAAAUUCUCUUUUGGCAAUAAUUUUCUUUUAAUCCAAUCGGAAUGAAAUUAACCCAUCCUCAUUUUAUUGUGGGACCAAGUGGAGCCACUGCAUUGACCCCUGGAGGUUCCCAGACCCCACUUUGGAGAGCCGCAUGUCUUGGUUUGUUUCUGUGCGGUUUCAACAGAUGCGCCCCCUGCAGGCUGCCUUCCCCACUGCUCCUCCUCCACCUAUACUCCGCUUUCUGACUCCACGGCUCUUCAUUCACUAGAAGAUGGCGGACUGCGCUCCACUAUUAGAUGAGGAACUCUCGUCCUUUGUCUUCAAUUACCUGACAGAAAACUCCGGAAGCCAGUAUGGGGAGGAGGAGGUGUGUUCGGACCGCUUGGACACCGACUUCCCGGACAUCGACCUCUCCCAGCUGGACACCAGCGACUUUGACAGCGUCAACUGUCUCAGCGAGCUACAGUGGUGCAACGAUCAGCCAGCAGACGCUUCCCCGGCCUCCAUCAACUACCGUACAGCAGAUGAGCUUUUUGAGAUAGAAGAGGAGAAUGCGGCUCUACUCGCCGCUCUGACUGACAGUUUGGAUGGCAUGGUGGAUGCCGAAGUGGGUGGGCUCUCCGUAUUCCCUGCCCUGGGGGAGGAGCCUGACCAGGAAGAGGAGGAAGAAGAAGACAAUCUUCCUCUCAGUGCAGAGGACUUCAGCCAGUCCCUGGGGGCCGAGACAGAGGACCCGUCUCUACUGAAGAAGCUGCUGCUGACUCCUCCCAACGUGCCCACGGGCAUCGACGCACACAAAGAUAGAGUCAACGGCCAUCGCUAUAGCAACAGAAGCUUGCACCUACGAACAGUCAGACCUCUGGUCAAGAGUGACCUCCCACAGGAGCGUAAGCCCCGAGCGGUGCGUCCAGCGGGCCGCCUGUGCACCGAGCUUCACCGCCACCUCACCACCGCCAAGGACUCAGAGGACACCCCUGCCCCAGACACAGAGGAGGACGAAGAGGAAGAAGAGGAUGAGGACAGUGAGUCGGAGGAGGAUGAUGAGGAAGGGGAGGAAGAAGAGGAGGAGUCUUCCAGCAGUGAGGUGGAGGGUGUGGCACUUGUGGCUGCUGUCCCCACUGAGCCAGCCAAGCCUCAGUUCAGCUCAGAGAAAGAACUGCACUCAGUGGUGGAGCUGAUCACCUACAUGCACACCUACUGCUUGCCCACACGCAAGCAGCAGGGCUCGGAGCGUAAGGACCGUGACCUCCAGAGGCCUCGGGCCAGACCUGAAGCCUCCCGCCUGGCCACCACAAGCUCUCACAGCAGAGUUGUCUUGGUGGCUACUCCUGGGACUAGUGGGGCUUUGACUGGGACAGGCAACAGUGCCCCUAGGAGGCUCCCAUUCGCAAAGCGAAGGGAGAUGAAGGCCAGCUCCCUUCUCCGUGAGCUCCUGCAGCAGAGCAGCUCUUUUGAUGUGAGCAAGCCUUACAGACUGCACAGCCCCCCCUACUCCCACUCCCUCAGCCCCAACAGAGAAGGAGUAUCUGCUUCUUCUGCCCUGGCUAAAUCAGCCCCAGCCCACUCCCCCAGCUCCACUACCCCUAAAUUGGAGCUUCGUAAAGACUCUCCGUCCCCUGAGAGGAGAUACUACUCCUCUGAGGUGCCUCAAACCUCUGAGGAAACAGCAGAGGACAGCGGCUCCUUCUCAGUUCGGCGCUCCCGACGUCUGGCGUCCUACCCCAGCCGGUUCGCCAAGAGGCUGCGGCCUGGACGGGCGCGGGAAGGAGAAGGGAAGGACAAGAAGGAGGAGGGACGAGCAGGAGUCAAACUCCUACCAACCCAAGCAGGAGGGGCAACCACGACGGUGACGCAGCCAGAGCUGCUAACAGAAUCGACCAAACCCUGCUGCCAAAACGAAAAGCGAGCCUGCCUCUGUCUGCCUCUCAACCCCAAGUCCACAGCAGAGUCCCAGUACGGCACCAAGCCCUUCGAGCAGACGCUCAGUGUCGAUCUGUGUGGAACGGCAGGUCUCACCCCUCCCACCACCCCACCUCACAAACCAGUGGAGGAUGAGCUCUUCAAACCGGCAGAGGGAGGAAAGAGUGGUGAAGGAGCAGGUGGUGGCAGCAGUGGCGAAGGAGGGGGUUGCAGCGAGUCUGUUCACCUGGCUUCAAGCACCAACGUUGCCACAAAGGGCUCGUCCUGGGCUCAGCGUGCCCACCACCAGCGGAAGCUUCCAGAGCAGACGGAGCUGUAUGCCCAACUGCGCCGCAUGGGCCAGGCAGGUGACAGUGACACCCAUGGCACCUUUGGCGACCAUGACUACUGUGCGCUGAGCCUCAGGGAGAGCCGCAAGCGUAGUGCUGCCAUGCUUGGCGCCAUGUUGCAGUCGCAAGGAGGGAGCGAUGGAGUUAGCACCCUAGCAUCCAAAGCAGCCAACGAUCAGGUAUCGGAUGGAAAGGGCAACGAGAACGGUGAAAAGCUUGUGGCAUCAGAAGACGCAGAACCACUCGAGAAGCAGAAGAUGACAGUGGUGAUAUCAUCAUCGCCGCCCUCAGAGUGCCAGUCCACAGCUGCCACACCACCAGCCUCAGAGGAAGAGGCGGAGCGCUCAUCUGUGUCUCGCUCACCCUCACCCACCCUCCACCUGUGUCCCGACUCCCCCGCCAGCAAGACAGACUCCAGUGAGAACUCGGAGAUCUGUCCUGACGACAAGCAGAGGAACAAAGCCAAGUCUGACGAGGACAACUGCCAGGUGUUUUACAUCCACAACCUGCCAACCAGCGUGACCCAGAACAUGCUGAGGAAACGCUUCCAGGUUUUUGGCAAAGCAGACGACUGCAAAGUCAUCAUCUGCAAUGAGGAGCGCUGUGGGGUGAUAAAGAUCUGCCAGCCGGGGGUUCAGAGACAUUGGAGAGAACGGGAGACUCUUUUCCAGAAUGGACCUGCUGGCCUAAGGAGGCUAACAAGGAAACGCUACAUAGAUCUUGAUGAGGCAGGUCCAGGCCCUGUCAAGAGUAAGUACGAUGCACUGGACUUUGACACUCUGCUAAAGGAGGCCCAGAAGUCACUGCACCGCUGACAGACUGGCCAGCCUUCGUAAACUGCAGCAACACCCCUCCGGCUACACGGCCCUGCCCUCAGACAGGCCUCUCAGUACCUCCAUGCAAGGCAACCUCGCAAAAUGUUUACAUUUUUAUCAUUGGAAUAAAACAACGAGUUUCUUUCACCGGAGGAUACUGCUUAAAAAUGAGGAUGUCGCUGGGAGUCUGGUGGAGUUAAGAGACAAUGGAGGAAAUGGGACUUUUAACAGCAAUGGUACAACAACUCCCAAUGAUGAUGAUACGGUUCUCUGCUGAACAACAAUAAGACAACUUUGUUGGUAACAUCGCCCUGCCUUGAAAGAGUGGGCAUGAGAGACCGCUGUAGCAAAUCCUUGCUAUUCCUGCGUUGUGUUGGUCGUCGUCGUGUGCGUUUCUGCGUGUGCGUGUUCUUUGUUCUGUUUGUUUUGUAAAAAAAGAAGAAAAUCUCCCUCUUUCCGGUCAUGGGUGGUGAGCCUGCAAACUGUGUUCACCAUAAAGUUGUGCGGUUGUAUAACGAGGAAAAAAAAAAAAAAACCUGCUUUGUUUUAGCGAAAAAUUGUGGAUGUUAUAAAUUUUAAAAUCUAUUGUGUGUGUGUUAUGGACAAAGAGUAUAUUAAAAAAACAUUUAAUGUAAUCAUUUGAUGACUGAUAAAAGUUUACAAAUCUAAAAUGAAGAAGAAAAAAAUCAUGUUUUUUUCUUUUUUGUAACUGUAGUGCUUCCUUGAUUUGAUCUAUGCACUGUAAGGAGACAAAUGUCUCCGUUGUCCUCCACUUUCCCCCUUUUGACUCUAAUCUCUAACUCUGUCAUGCUGACUAUUUUGGCUUCUGCUACUGGCUGCUGCAGGUUCUGUUUGGUAGGCGUUAAAAUUAAGACCCCAACUGGAUCCUGGGAAAAAUUUCCUCUCAAAAUUUUUUCCAACCUUGUGAACUAAAGCAGUUAUUGGAAAAGCAUGUAUUUAAAUGUUGCUCAGUGUGAAUGAAUUUCAAAAAAUAUUUACUGGGUUUGAGCAAAUCCCAGGAUUGGCUUCAUCGGUUGAUUCCAUGUAAAUUUUUUCCACACCUAGAGGGGUCUUAAUGUAUCUUGGUAGGGUCCCACUGAACAUGUGUCCAAUAAAGGCUGCAGCCUAAUGACACCCCCCGAAUGCCACAGCCAAUGCAACAGUUACUGUUUACAUUUGGACUGCAGCAAGCAGGAUUAAAAUGGGGAAAUUGAAGUUGGUAGCCAUAGGCACUUUCAGUAAUGAACUCACUAUGAAUUCAUCACAGCCGCCCUUCAUCUAGACCAUCACAGUCCAAUCCUCUUUCACACAAAGUCCAUCAGUCAUUGCAGGGCAAAGUACUGUAAAUGAAUUUCAACUACUUGUAUUGUCCAGGAAUCCUUGGGGUUAGCUUGAUGUUGGGUUUCAAAGAACAAAACAGACAAAUUUUCUCUCAAUUAUCCACCCAUGGAACAUUGCUAUUGACAGAAGUAGACAAAUCUGUUGGUUAAAAUGGAAUGUAUUCAAUAAUCUGAAUGUAAACGUGUUUUCCCCAUUUCUGCUUGCCCAAAGAUUGUGAAGCUUUUUGGUGCUUUAAAAAGGUAGACUUGCUUAGUCGAUUUUGGCUUGCAGUCCAGAUAGCGCCUAAUUUACAUUCCUGAUGCAGCCAGUAGCACCCGCCAUGAAAAGGGAGAGAGCCCAAGCCUGCCAAUCCGGUGGCACCUCACAGCCACCUACAACACAGCCAGGGAAGGAGCAAGGGAUGGGCUUGAAAGUAAUGAAAAGUUUCGGCCGAGAAUCUGGAUUUCUCGUCUGCGAGGUACUGCAUCAGCUGAGCAUCUCUACCUCACAUCCAUCCAUCCCUGCUCCCCCUGUCUUUUUAUUUCCUCAUUCUACUGGCCCCUACCCUCUUAUAAAUGUCUCACACUUUGUGUUUUUUGUCAGAAAUGUUCUCUGUGUGAGGGUUUCCUCAGCUGACGGGCGGGUAUGGGCAGUCUGGGGGGUUUGUGUUUGAUUUUUUUAUACUAUGACUCCUACCACUAAGCCACUUGUGGGGGGAAUAAUCCCCGUCUCUCUCUAAAUCCUUCCUUUGCCGGCCUCAAUACGUUUUUUAGCGGGUCCGUUCUUUUGGAGUCUCGAUCUUGUGUCCUUGUGUAACUGAGUGUUUUGUCUUUGUCUCGUGUUUGAGUCGGACACUGCUGACGCUCGGAGGUUGGCGAGGAGAGGGCUGGAGAGGUUGAACGGUGGCUUGGUCCUUGGUUGAAGAAGAAGAUUCUCCCCCCUGCCCUCGUUUUGUUGUUUUCUUCAGGGACACGCCAUUCCUCCUGAUUUCCCUGUUCCUCCGCAACUGUCCCAGGCAUUUUAAUGAACGCAGCCCGCCUCUUUCUCUAACUUUAACUCUAUCGUUUUCUGUCUCUCGUGAAUUCAAUAAGGCCUUGUUUCCAGGUCUUCUCCAAACCCUGGUUAUUCCCCGCUUUUAAAAAGAUAAUCCCUCUUUCCUCAUCCUUUUCCUUUCUUUAUCUAAUCAACUCCUUGGUAACACACAAAAAAUUGAAUGUUUACAUCACUCGAUUCUCCUUUGACUUUAUUAGGAACGCACACUAAGUACAAAGGCGCCUUAUUCAGUGAUUCAAAAGAAAUAACAGCAAGUAAAGUGGCCUAGAGGGACGCACCUUCUCCAGGCUCACUGAUGUCCAAAACUAACAAAAACAAUUUAGUGAUAUACAUACUGAUUGAGAAACAAGGUACCUUUAAAAAAAAAAAAAAAAAAAAGGGGAGGGUGGGUCUUUAAUAU